Molecule: messenger RNA, 1499 nt
Organism: Acinonyx jubatus (cheetah)
Lineage: Eukaryota; Metazoa; Chordata; Mammalia; Carnivora; Felidae
Gene: SEC14L2
Product: SEC14 like lipid binding 2
Exons: 12
Coding region: 313-1362 (349 amino acids)
Cellular component (GO): cytoplasm
Source: RefSeq, a predicted model, not a curated record
AGCGACGGUGCGGGACCGGCGGGAGGCUGGUGGAGCUGCGGCCGGCAGCACCUGGCGCCUCGCGCCCCUCUCCCCGAGGCCUGCCCCUCCCUCCCCCCGCCCGCCGAGGAGGCCCCGGGGAAGUUUGGCCACCCCAGCCUCAGCCCCGAACGAGACCUUGGCGGUGCCACCUGGGAAGAAGUGGUUGCUUGGAAGCCCUCGGAGUUUCGGGAGAAUGUCCAGGAUGUGCUGCCCACUCUGCCAAAUCCAGAUGACUAUUUUCUCCUGCGCUGGCUCCGAGCUAGAAACUUUGACCUGCAGAAGUCCGAAGCCAUGCUCCGGAAGCACGUGGAGUUCCGAAAGCAAAAGGACAUUGACAACAUCAUGAGCUGGCAGCCUCCAGAGGUGGUCCAAAAGUAUCUGUCAGGGGGCAUGUGUGGCUAUGACCUGGAUGGCUGCCCCGUCUGGUACGAUGUCAUUGGACCUCUGGAUGCCAAGGGUCUGCUCCUCUCAGCCACCAAACAGGACUUGCUCAAGACCAAGAUGCGGGACUGUGAGCGGCUUCUUCAGGAGUGUGUCCGCCAGACCGAAAAGAUGGGGAAGAAGGUGGAGACAGUCACCCUGAUUUAUGACUGCGAGGGUCUUGGCCUCAAGCAUCUCUGGAAGCCUGCGGUGGAGGCCUAUGGAGAGUUUCUCUGCAUGUUUGAGGAAAACUAUCCUGAGACACUGAAGCGUCUUUUUGUUGUUAAAGCCCCCAAGCUGUUUCCUGUGGCCUAUAACCUCAUCAAGCCCUUCCUGAGUGAGGACACUCGCAAGAAGAUCAUGGUCCUGGGGGCAAACUGGAAGGAGGUUUUACUGAAAUAUAUCAGCCCUGACCAGCUGCCUAUGGAGUAUGGGGGUACCAUGACUGAUUCUAAUGGAGACCCCAAGUGCAAAUCCAAGAUUAACUACGGGGGUGACAUUCCGAAGAAGUAUUAUGUGCGAGAUCAAGUGAAACAGCAGUAUGAGCACAGUGUGCAGAUUUCUCGUGGCUCCUCCCACCAAGUGGAGUAUGAGAUCCUCUUCCCUGGCUGUGUCCUCAGGUGGCAGUUCAUGUCAGAUGGUUCAGACAUCGGUUUUGGGAUUUUCCUGAAGACCAAAAUGGGGGAGCGGCAGCGGGCAGGGGAGAUGACGGAGGUGCUUUCCAACCAGAGGUACAAUGCCCACCUGGUCCCUGAGGAUGGGACCCUCACCUGCAGUGAUCCUGGCAUCUAUGUCCUGCGGUUUGACAAUACCUACAGCUUCAUUCAUGCCAAGAAGGUCAGUUUCACUGUGGAGGUCCUGCUUCCAGACAAAGCCUCAGAAGAGAAGAUGAAACAGCUGGGGGCAGUCACCCCAAAGUAAUGCCUCCUCCCACAGAAGGCCUGGCUCCCUCAGUGUCUCCCUGUCAGUUUCUGUCCCUUGUAGCAGUCAUUUGCCCAGUAUCCAGAUGCCUCCCAAAAAACUGGGCUACAAGAAAGACCCUGGGCUGGAUUUGGGAA